CGGAUGUCGGAAAGGGAUAUAACACAGCGGAUGAGUGAGGCGGCACGCAGGCUCAUCCCCUCUCCCCCUUGGUGUCCCCGCUCUCCAGCCUUGCGUCCAUGGCCAGCAUAUGAACUAACCUUCUCACCCCCCUCUUCGCCUUUUCCUCCUCUCUCGCCCGUAACGACCACAGCAACGCUCUUGCCUUGUGUGCGACGCGCGGCAACAACAAUAGACGGUUAGAACAUAAAGAGUAGUGCGGCCCCGUGUCUCGCUGUCUGUCUUUGCCCUCCAUGUUCUUCCCCGUCGCCCGGCUGCGACUCUCCCUCGUGUCCGCUCUCCUCCUUUUCUCUUCUCUCUCUCGCGCACACGAACGGACCCUUUUCACAUCUUCCGUGUCGUAUUGUUCAGACCCUCAGGAGAUUCUGGUAGAGCAGUUCAAUAUCGCAUACUUCCCCUCCAAUAACUCCAUCUCCUUCAAUGUCUCCGCUGCCAGCGUGCUCGCCGACCUAAAUGUCACGGCGCAGCUAUAUGUCAACAUCUAUGGCAUGCACCCCAUCAAUACCACCCUCAACUUUUGCAGCCUUUUCAACGGCAUCCUCUGUCCCCUCCCCCAGUACAAUUUCACCGGCUGGGAUACCCUACAACUCCCGUCCUCCGUCGUCGGCUCCAUAACCUCCCACCUCCCUGGCAUCGCCUACGUCAUCCCCGACCUUGAGGCCUUCGCCCAACUCACCCUCUACAAGGAGAACACCGACCAGGUUGUCGCGUGCCUGCAGACCACCGUCUCCAACGGCUGGUCGGCACGGCAGUACGCAGUGGAGUGGACUACCGCAGCCGUUACGUUCCUUGCACUCGCGUCCGCAAUAUGGAAGUCCAUCACGGCCGACGCGCUCGCACUCGCCCCCAUCCGCCUUCUCGACUUUGUCGUCCUCCUCCAGACCAUCGGCGCCACCGGCUUGCUCGGCCUGAACUUCCCGUCCGUCUACACCGCGUUCACGCUUAACUUCUCGUGGAUACUCGGCCUGUUCCCCCAAAGCGGGACGUCAGGCAUGCAGAACUCCAUCGUGCAUACGCGCCGCCUCACGGGCGGUGAUAGCUCGGAUGCGAGUAGCGGAGACAGCACGGCAUAUGUGAACCGGCAGUUGAGUCCGUACAACAUGCUCGCUCAGCCGGCCUCGCUUCUUGAGAGCGUACGCACACUGCCGACGCUGGAUCUGCGCAACACCGCCGCUCGCUCGCUCAUGAAGGUUGGCACCACCGCGGUCAACACGACGUCACGGUUGCUCAAGUCGGCCCAGGCCGAUGUCGCCGUCGUCACCAACGAUGACAGCUCUGACGUCCUCCAGGCAGGCGUGCCAAUUUACGUCAACAGCAUUGGCAUCGCAUCCGCAAAUGCGUUCAUGACGGUGUUCCUCACCGCGCUCAUCUACACCGCGGCCGCGCUCGGCUUCAUUGGAAUUGCUUUCGCGCUUUACGUCGGGAUCCAGCGCACAGCUUGGGGACAGCGGAAUCUCAAGCAGUGGAUUGGUCUGCGGAGCGGCUUCGUGCCGUUCGCGAAGGCAUGGGGUCUCCGCGCGGUGCUCGCGGCGGUCUUCCCGCUGCUCAUAUUCAUCUUUUACCAAUGGACCCUCCAUGACUCCUGGCUGUCCAUCCUCCUCUCCGUCAUCACCCUCGUCAUCCUCAUGGGCCUUGUCCUCCCACCGCUGUUCCUCGUCCUCCGGCCGUACCUCCCUCGCGUUCUCGCCCGCACGGAGAAUGCUGCUGUCCCUACGUCUCUGCCGCUUGCGCCUCUCACGGCACCCUUCCGCCAAGAGCGUUUGUUCUACGUAGGUCUCAUCGUGCUCACGCUCAUCGUGAAGGCUAUGGUGGUUGCAUUCGGCCAUCGCGACGGCCUUGGGCAGGCGAUCGUCUUCCUUAUUGUUGACGUGCUCUUCUUCCUCUCUCUGGUCAUCAUGAAGCCGUUCCGCACGCGUCACGCAGAUAUGCUCCAGGGCUACCUCGCCAUCGUGCGUAUGGUUUGCUCAGGGCUGCUCAUCGCGUUCGUGCAGACUAUCAACCUCGCGCCGAUUCCCCGCGUUGUGAUCGGCGUUAUCACCGCGGUCAUCUUCGCGGUGGCGGUGAUCGUGAUGUUCUUCAACACACUCGUCAACAUGGGGUUGUGGAAGUUGUUCAAGUACGCUGUGUGCUGUGGGCACCGCCGGCGCGAGGGUGACCGCGCGCUCGCAAGCCACACCAGCGACUCCUCGCUCGACGACAAGGCCCACCCCGAGCGCGACGCAGAGAAGGCUCCAUUGCCACACUCGCCAGGGUCGUCGCAGUACUACUUCGUCGACCGCCCGGGCAACCCGACGCCGCCGGAGACGCGGACCAACUCGCACGCACACACGCACCUCGACACGCCAGACUCCGGAUCACCGCUGAGCACUAGUGUUGGUAGCGAGCGCCCGAGCGUCCUGACGAACAGCACGGGGACGACCCUGGGCGAGCUCCUGCCGCGGCGGUGGUCGUUCCAACACUCGCGACCGCCAUCGGCGUCGGAGCCGUCGCCGAGCGGCGCGGGCUCGUUCCUUACCCCGAGCACGCCGAGCACACCCGCGUCGACACACCCGCCGACGUCGCAGCGGCACAGCCGACACCCGUCCGCAAGCGUAGCGACGCACUCACCAAUACGGGAGCGCUACUCCGAUGAGCAAGAAGCACACGCGCUAUGAGCGAGGCCCAUAGCCCGCCCUGCACGCUUGAUGCCGUGGGGCCAUAGAGAGAAAUCUAGAACCCACCGACCGUCAUUGCAUACCAUGGACGAUCUGUAAGUAACCCAUGUACCCCCUACACUUGCAUUUGGGCCGUUGUAUAUUCCCUCCUCAUCUUACUUAGUUGCAUCUUCGCUGUGUCAUGUUGAUCCACACCUGCAUACUCACAUUCUCCGCCUGCUCUUCCCCAACCCUUUCCCAUUCUCCGCACUGCACUACACUGUCUCGGGUCUAGCAAUGCACACCACUACCCACAUUUUAACCUCCACGGUACCCACACGCUCGUUGCAUGCAUAGACUACCUUACUGACAGAUCUGUUCUAAUGAAAUGGUUUGCUUGAUGAUAUGUAACGACUAUAAUGUAGCAUUAGAAUGUAAUUAUCGGAUAGAGGAUGUGCUGUAACAAUUACUUAUUGAAAGGA
Molecule: messenger RNA, 3154 nt
Organism: Rhodofomes roseus
Lineage: Eukaryota; Fungi; Basidiomycota; Agaricomycetes; Polyporales; Fomitopsidaceae
Product: TRP-domain-containing protein
Exons: 4
Coding region: 273-2693 (806 amino acids)
Biological process (GO): transmembrane transport; fungal-type cell wall biogenesis
Source: RefSeq, a predicted model, not a curated record